AUGCUCUCUAUCCGGUUCCUUAUGAUGGCACUCGCAGCGAGUGGCCUGCCUUCUAUUCUCGCCAAGUCAACCUUGUCGGCCUAUCCCGAUGACCUGACUGUCGCCACCGAUACGGGCACCUACACGGGCCUCCGCAACGAGAACUACGCCGGAGUCCGGGAGUUCCGCAACAUCCCAUUCGCUCAACAGCCCGUGGGAAAGCUCCGAUGGCAGCCCCCAGUUGCUCUGCCUCGCUCAGAUGCGCAUCAUUUCUCCACCCGCUUCCCGCCCUCUUGCCCCCAGUUCGUAUCCAAGUCCAAGUCGCUCUGGAACCAGUUCCUCCCGUCGCUCAUGAUCAAUAACGGUGAAGGCGGGAACCAGACCCAUCAAGUUGCCCAGACUAGUUCGGAGGAUUGCUUGAGCCUGGCUGUAUGGACGCCGUAUGGAGUCAAGCAGAACGCAAAGCUUCCAGUCCUCUUCUUCAUGACUGGUGGAGGGUUCCAGUCCGGAGGCAUAGAAAUCCCCAGCCAGUUGCCCGCGCAGUGGAUAGACCGCACCCAAUCCCACAUCGUAGUUACCAUCAACUAUCGAGUCAACAUAUUCGGCUUCCCCAACGCUGCUGCCCUUAAACAUCCCAACCUCGGUAUCCUAGAUCAGCGCAUGGCGCUCGAGUGGGUGGCUGCCAACAUCCGCAGGUUCGGCGGCGACCCCAAGGCCAUCACCCUCUGGGGCCAGUCCGCCGGCGCAGAGUCGACUGAUUAUCUCUUGUUCUCCCACUGGGAUGACCCAAUCGCACAUGCUGCCUUCAUUCAGUCCGGCACGGCGCUUGUGCCCCUGAAGAGCGCCGACUACGAGCACGCAAACUUCACCUACGUGGCUAAGAACGUGGGCUGCGACUUUCCCAAUGACGCCGCUGCCGAGCUCAGCUGCAUGCAACAGGUCCCUUAUCCGCAGUUGGUCAACUUCAUUAACACGCACGUCUCCGCGAAAAAGAUCAUAUUCGGGCCCAUCGCGGAUGAGAAAAUCUGCUUCUCCAACUACACGCAGCGCGCCGCUCAGGGCAAAAUGGCCCGUAUCCCUGCCAUCAUCUCCAACUGCGCCAAGGAGACGGCCAGUCUGAACGGAUGGCCCGACGACCCAGCCGCUGGCCCGGACCCGGCAAAGAUCCUCAGCGGCACGCUCACGACGUGGGUCUGCACGACGGCAGCGACAUGCAAGCUCCGCGACGCCCUCAACGCACCGACGUACCGCUACCAGUUCGCCGGAAACUUCUCCAACCUGAGCCCGUUGCCCUGGAUGGGCGCCUUCCAUGCCUCCGACCUGUUCAUGAACUUUGGCACCUACGAGCUCCCCGGAGAUGCGACGGAACACGAGGCCGCCGUCAGCCGGGCAAUGCAGGACCACAUCCUAGCAUUUGCACGUAGUCCGCAUCAUGGUGCGAAGAGCAUGGGUUGGGCGCCGUACCAUUACGGUUCAAACGUGAUUCGGUUUGGUGGGAGUGAUGGAAAGGUCACUCAGAAUGUUAGCGGGUACGAGAUUGAUGGUCCUUGCUAUGGAAAUGGAACUUAUGAUCUAUCCCCAUGA
Ilyonectria robusta is the source of this 1563-nucleotide messenger RNA. RefSeq names its product Alpha/Beta hydrolase protein. The transcript has a single exon. The coding region runs from base 1 to 1563 and encodes 520 amino acids. Lineage: Eukaryota; Fungi; Ascomycota; Sordariomycetes; Hypocreales; Nectriaceae. The record is from RefSeq and is a predicted model, not a curated record.